Messenger RNA from Marchantia polymorpha subsp. ruderalis, 5276 nucleotides. NCBI's taxonomy places the organism in Eukaryota, Viridiplantae, Streptophyta, Marchantiopsida, Marchantiales, Marchantiaceae. The record is from the annotation of a GenBank genome assembly.
GUCUCCUUGACAAUGUCCUCGACGGUGAAGACAAUAUCUGGGACUUAAUCGUCACUCUGUCAACAUCCAGGAAUGUCUUCUAAAUUCUCUCAUCGUUCUGAUAUUGUAGCUUUCCAGAACUGUUUAUCUCUUCCAAACUAUUUGUACAGAUUUGUAGGCUUGUCAGCAUGACCCGAUGGAAGCAUACCUCGGCCUAACUGCCAAAAAUGUUGAGAUCAGAGUAGGAAUCGGUGACAUAUUCUCAAGGCACCGACAUUCUGUAGCCCAAUCGUGAUGCUCACUCUUGAGCUCGGACUCAAUUCCAAAAUAUUCGGCCCAAAUGAUUCGGCAUAUUAUGUCAUCCAGAUAUAUGACAAAAAUCGGAAAACAGUAUCAUCAGCAUUUCUGAACAGCGACUUCUACGGCCUACAGGCCCUGUGGAUCAAACAUAAUGACGGAGGUCGAGAACUGUGGCGGAAAGAAGAAUCGCUGGUCAUGUGAAGCAACAUUCUUCGCGGGACUUUGACGUCUGCAGUAAAGUUUCCCUCUUGAAUUCCAUAUUUCUCUGUGGAUAUGGCGACGCCCUUUUACGUCAAGGCUGCUGCUGCUGCUGCGGCUGGGCACGGACUUCGAAGAGUCACUACAAAUUUUCGAGCAGCUGGAAAGCUCGGAUGGCGAGAGUUGCCAGCCAGCGGGCCCUCCGUUCCGUGAUCGAAGAACAUCGGACCGAGAAAUCGGAGGUGGAGCAGAAUUGCCUCAGGCGGAGGAAGCGGAGCAGGGAAGUUGGCUGGACUGCGAGCUGAAAUGUCUGAACUGUUGUCACAAUCGAUCGACUCGGGCGUGGACCCCGCGGGGCCUGGGGCCAGGCCAGCGAAUUCGUCCAGCGCUUGAGACAGCGCUCGGGGCCAUGAGAGCUCGGUGGAGGUCGGACCUCGAUGUGCAGACGGUGGCUGAUCGAGGCGUGCGGGAACAAGGCGGAGAAUCAAUCUCCCGAGGCCGAGGGAUUCUCGGCUUGUGUCUGGGUCAACAGAAGUGCUGGUCGCUCUGAGAAUCCAUGCCAAAGACGGAUAGAGCGAGAGAAGAAGUGUCGAAGGAACAUAGAGGAUGCAUCGAGUAGAUCGACGGGAAUCGAUGCGAGCGAGCGAGGGCCGUGAGCUCUGGCGCAGGCGUUUCCGGGAAAGGAAGGGCAACGCAAUGUCGCGGACGGGGUGGCGCGAGGGCAGAGCCUCACGGACCGUGAGCCCGUCGUCGCGCGGCCGUGCUGCGCCAGUGAGAGCACUGCUGCACUGCUCGGCGAGGGUCCGGGAUCGAGACCGCCAAGAACCAUGGCGACAUGGCAUCGCAGGUCCAGCAGCUGCUGCUGGCGAAGCUUUAAAACGACCGGAGUUGCUCGAGCUCCCCACCUCCUCUCUUUCUCUCUCUCGUCUCCUCUGUGGGAGUGCCAUGAGGUUGCUUCUUCCUGCGUGAUUGCAUGGAGCUCCUCAGUCGGCCUUGAUUCGCCUUCUCGAAAAAAAUUCGGAAGCAUGCUUGAAACACACGAAGUGAUUUGUCUGGUCUUUUACAUUCUUCAAAAUUAAAGCGCUACCGUAGAGGAAAUUUGACGAACUUAAAGAGGAGGGUUCGCAGCGAUGGAGGGGAAGGACAACGAACUGGGCCGUUUCCAGUCACUUAUCGAUGAAACGGUGGACUUGGAACGCGUUCCAAUUGAGGAAGUCUUCACUCAGCUGCGAUGUUCACCAGAGGGUCUUACCACCGCCGAAGGGGAGGCUCGCAUUCAGAUCUUCGGUUACAACAAGCUCGAAGAAAAAUCGGAGAGCAAAAUUUUGAAAUUCUUGGGUUUCAUGUGGAACCCUUUAUCAUGGGUGAUGGAGGCUGCUGCUAUUAUGGCUAUUGCGCUGGCAAAUGGAGGCGGCAAGCCUCCAGACUGGCAGGACUUCAUCGGUAUCUUGACGCUGCUUGUUAUCAACUCCACUAUAAGUUUCAUCGAGGAGAACAACGCAGGAAACGCUGCUGCUUCACUGAUGGCUCGGCUGGCACCCAAGACUAAGGUGCUCCGAGAUGGGAAGUGGUCUGAACAGGACGCUGUCAUUCUUGUGCCGGGAGACAUUAUCAGCAUCAAAUUGGGCGACAUCGUCCCUGCAGAUGCACGUCUUCUCGAAGGAGACCCUUUAAAAAUUGAUCAAUCUGCUCUUACGGGAGAAUCUCUCCCUGUUACGAAAAAGCCAGGAGACGAGGUCUACUCGGGAUCUACUUGCAAGCAAGGAGAACUCGAGGCUGUUGUUAUUGCAACUGGUGUUCACAGCUUCUUCGGUAAAGCUGCUCAUCUUGUCGACAGCACACAUCAAGUUGGUCAUUUCCAAAAGGUGCUUACGGCUAUUGGAAAUUUCUGCAUUGUCUCAAUCGCCAUUGGGCUUGUGGUGGAGAUUAUAGUUAUGUUCCCAAUACAGCGUAGAAAAUACCGAGAAGGUAUUGAUAAUCUUCUGGUGCUGCUCAUUGGUGGUAUUCCCAUCGCUAUGCCGACUGUGCUGUCUGUCACCAUGGCAAUUGGAUCACACCGCUUGGCUCAACAGGGUGCAAUCACCAAGCGAAUGACUGCGAUAGAAGAAAUGGCAGGCAUGGAUGUUCUCUGCAGCGAUAAAACUGGCACUUUGACUCUGAACAAGCUGACGGUGGAUAAAAAUCUUAUCGAGUGCUUUACGAAAGGCGUGGACAAAGACGACGUCGUGUUGUCAGCAGCCAGAGCUGCCAGGACUGAAAAUCAAGAUGCGAUUGAUACCGCUAUUGUUGGAAUGCUGGCUGACCCCAAAGAGGCUCGCGCGGGUAUCAAAGAAAUCCAUUUUCUUCCAUUCAACCCUGUUGACAAACGCACGGCGAUCACUUAUAUCGAUGAAAGCGACGGAACGUGGCACCGCGCCAGCAAAGGGGCUCCCGAGGAAAUUCUGCAUAUGGCCCAUAACUCGGAGCAAAUCUCUUCGAGAGUCCAUGCAGUCAUCGACAAGUUCGCUGAGCGAGGGCUUCGAUCACUGGCUGUUGCAAGACAGGAAGUGCCAGAAAAAUCGAAGGAGAGUCCAGGAGGCCCUUGGGAAUUUCUUGGAGUUCUUCCACUCUUUGAUCCCCCUCGUCACGACAGUGCUGAGACCAUUCGUCAAGCUCUGAAUUUAGGAGUAAAUGUGAAAAUGAUUACAGGCGACCAGCUUGCUAUUGCCAAGGAGACUGGCCGACGUCUAGGAAUGGGAGUAAACAUGUAUCCAUCGUCAGCUCUAUUAGGACAGCACAAAGAUGACUCUAUGGCUGUCCUUCCCAUUGACGAACUCAUUGAGAACGCUGAUGGAUUCGCCGGAGUCUUUCCUGAACACAAGUAUGAGAUUGUAAAAAGGUUGCAAGAAAAGAAACACAUUUGCGGUAUGACUGGAGAUGGUGUGAACGAUGCACCUGCCUUAAAAAAAGCAGAUAUUGGUAUCGCCGUUGCGGAUGCAACGGAUGCGGCUAGAAGUGCUUCAGAUAUAGUUCUCACUGAACCUGGACUGAGCGUCAUCAUCAGUGCAGUUCUUACAAGCCGUGCCAUUUUCCAAAGGAUGAAGAAUUACACCAUAUACGCAGUAUCGAUCACCAUUCGUAUCGUGCUUGGCUUUUUGCUGAUGUGCUUGAUAUGGAGAUUCAACUUCUCUCCGUUCAUGGUUCUGAUCAUAGCUAUCCUGAACGACGGAACAAUCAUGACAAUCUCAAAGGAUCGUGUUAAGCCUUCUCCACUUCCUGAUAGUUGGAAACUGCAAGAAAUUUUUGCACAGGGAGUGGUCAUAGGCACGUAUCUUGCUUUGAUGACCGUGCUCUUCUUCUGGGCUGCCGACAAGACUGACUUUUUUCAGAGGAAAUUCCACGUGGAAAGCAUACAAAAUAACCAUGAGAAGCUCACAGCAGCUGUAUAUCUUCAAGUCAGCAUUAUCAGUCAGGCUUUGAUCUUUGUAACGAGGUCGAUGAGCUGGUCUUUUAUGGAAAGACCUGGUGUACUCCUCAUGGGAGCAUUCUUGAUAGCUCAAAUGGUGGCCACUUUCAUAUCCGUGUAUGCAAAUUGGAGUUUUGCUCACAUCAAGGGCAUUGGCUGGAGAUGGGCUGGAGUAAUUUGGCUUUACUCCUUCGUCACAUACUUCCCCCUUGACAUUAUCAAAUUCGCAAUUCGAUAUAUUCUUAGUGGACGGGCAUGGUAUCUGAUGCUUGAGCGUAAGACUGCCUUCACCCGGAAGAAGAACUUUGGAAGAGAGGAUCGAGAAGCCCAAUGGGCACGGCAGCAACGAACCCUUCACGGUUUGAGUCCACCUGGAACACAGUCAGGAGCUUCUGCUGAUAAGGGGGGCCAACCGGAUUUAGCUGGAGAGGCCAUGCGACGUGCAGACAUGGCGAGGUUGAGAGAGACGAAUGCUUUGAAGGGGCAUGUGGAGUCUGUUCUGAAGUUCAAAGGCCUGGAUAAGUAUGACAUCAUUAAGGCACAGACUGUGCCUUAAGCCCGAAAUGCCAUGCUUCCAACAAGCCACUUAACAUUCAGAAGGAAAAAGCUUCUGUCGCUUGGGGAAUCGAGAUCGAUGCUUACAGCACAUCAAGUUGGCGAUCCAUAGGUAGGCAACGGCGAUGAGAAAGAGACUCCAUUCAACCUACGGAUUUUUCCCAAGGUAAAUAAUCCAAUCACCUUCUGUCCAUAGGUACAAAAAAUCACACGGUCUUGUUUAGGAUACACAAGGGAGAGACCUUAGCAAAAACAAUGCGCGGAUAGAGAUACGCAGGAGCUUAGAAGCUCAGAGCAUCAAAUUGGAAAACCAAAAGUUUUGUAGUCAUGUUUCAUCGUUGAGGAAUACAAAUCCGAGAAAUAAGGACGAGAUCAUAACACACCGAUGGUGGAAGGAGAUUUGGAAAGCGCAGGAGCUUAGAAGCUCCAGAGAGGCAUCAAAUUGGAAAACAAAAGUUUUGUAGCAGGUUUCAUCCUUGGAGACAAAUUCGAGAAAUAACGACGGGAGCACAACACAAUGGUGGAAGGAGAUUUGGAAACAUAUGGUCAGCUACUUAUAUGAGGACUCCUCUAGACGUCCGAGCAUUUACUUAAAGUACGUAUCUAGUCGCACCCGUAUUCAUCAUAAGAGAUAGAAGCGUAUUGCAUUGGUGGAUACCAAUGUGUCUCGAUGUGAUGUCUACAAGUUCCUUCGUGAACACGAAACGUUUUUACCACAAUUUGAGUCAUCGGUCUGUGUUUUGAUUGAUAGCUCAAAAUUUUGUAUCUGACAAUGUUUUCAAAUCAUUUGGUUAUUUAU